Molecule: messenger RNA, 555 nt
Organism: Macrobrachium nipponense
Lineage: Eukaryota; Metazoa; Arthropoda; Malacostraca; Decapoda; Palaemonidae
Product: protein FAM200C-like
Exons: 1
Coding region: 1-555 (184 amino acids)
Source: RefSeq, a predicted model, not a curated record
AUGCUGGGGAAUAAGUCUGGAUUUGCUGCUCUAGUGAAGGAGAGGGUACCAGAUAUCAUUACGAAGCACUGUGUACUCCAUCGCCAUGCUUUGGCGGUAAAGACAUUGCCAUCUCAUUUCAAAGAAGUUCUGUCCGUCUGUGUUAAAAUUGUCAAUUAUAUCCGGGGACGUGCUUUAAACCACAGAGUGUUCAAGUUAUUUUGUGAGGAGAUGGGAAGUGAACAUCAGGUGCUUCUCUUCCACACUGAAGUGCGAUGGCUCUCCCGUGGAAAAAUGCUGACACCUAUUGCAGAGCUCGCUGAUAAGAUUGCAGUAUUUCUCCGAGAGUAUCAGAGUGAUUUUGCUGAAAAUUUUGAGGACGAAAUUUUCAUUCUCUCCCUCUCCUACCUGGCAGACAUUUUCGGUCAUCUGAAUGAUCUAAACUUGUCCAUGCAAGGCAUGUUUGCUAAUAAUACUGAUUGUACAGAGAAGGUAGAAGCCUUCAAGAAGGAAAAUAUCACUGUGGAAGCGUCGAAUCCAGGGAGGAAAUGUGGGAAGCUUUCCUAUCCUAGAUGA